Molecule: messenger RNA, 1174 nt
Organism: Trichosurus vulpecula (common brushtail)
Lineage: Eukaryota; Metazoa; Chordata; Mammalia; Diprotodontia; Phalangeridae
Gene: BUD31
Product: BUD31 homolog
Exons: 5
Coding region: 527-961 (144 amino acids)
Biological process (GO): mRNA splicing, via spliceosome
Cellular component (GO): nucleus; spliceosomal complex
Source: RefSeq, a predicted model, not a curated record
ACCCUCCCUACCUUUCCCCCCUCUCCCUCUGAUUGUCUCCAGCCCACCCCGGAGGAGAAAGAAAGAACCCUCCGCGGGCUCAACCCGUGCUCGCGUGCCGCUGCCGCCGCCGCCGCCACAGCCACGAGGACCCGGAACCCCUUCUCCCAGGUGCAAGAGCUCGAGGGGCGGCUGUCCCAGGUGCCUGCCGGAGCUCCGGCGCCGCCUGCACCCCUCUCACGGGCACUCUCCAACACCGGAGCUUGGAUACGACUCCAGCUCCACACCCCAGAGAAGGUCAGGCUCCCCGAUGAAGGAGCUCCACCCGGCCCUCGGGACUAGGGAAUGAGAAUUCUCCACAGGCAAUACUGUGGACGACCAAACUGACGCAAUAUCUUCGCUAGGCCUUCGCCUGUGGCGGGAGGGUGACGUCAUAUUACAGGGGCCGGGAGGCCCUCGUCCUUGACGUAGUAAGCAGGCGACAAGUCGGGGUGGAGCGGUAGGACGGAAACGGAAGCCGGAGUGGUGGUCGUCGGAGCCGUAGAAGAUGCCUAAAGUAAAAAGAAGCAGGAAAGCUCCUCCAGAUGGCUGGGAGCUCAUUGAACCUACCUUGGAUGAAUUGGAUCAGAAGAUGAGAGAAGCUGAAACUGAGCCUCAUGAAGGAAAGAGGAAAGUAGAAUCUCUCUGGCCCAUCUUCAGGAUCCAUCACCAGAAAACAAGAUACAUAUUUGACCUCUUUUAUAAGAGGAAAGCCAUAAGUAGAGAAUUGUACGAAUACUGUAUUAAAGAAGGUUACGCAGAUAAGAACCUGAUUGCCAAGUGGAAAAAACAAGGCUACGAAAAUCUGUGCUGCCUCCGUUGCAUCCAGACUCGGGAUACCAAUUUUGGUACCAACUGUAUAUGUAGGGUUCCAAAAAGCAAGUUAGAAGUGGGGCGGAUCAUUGAGUGUACCCAUUGUGGCUGCCGAGGAUGCUCUGGUUGACAGGUUUAAAAGUGAUGGACCCACAGAUUCCAUUCUGGCUUAUUUUUAUUGUUCCUCUCCAUGGGUAGCUGUUAAAAGUGGAACACUUUUCCCUGGAUAACUCUUGCUCUCCAAAGCUACAACCUGUGACUGGAGCAUGGUGGCAAAUGAAAGACUGUGUUAAUCAGCUGUAAUUAUCUGUGAUUUAAAAAUAAAACCUUUAACCAUUGGUAA